AUGACGAAAAUCGACUCCUCUGCCGUCCCUACGGUCCGUAGGACGAUUCUUGCAGAGCCCCAAGAUUGGGAUAAAUGGGUAAAGGAGCUACGGGCUCGUGUGGACAGAACCAUCCACAAUUUGGUCUUCUCUGACAAGCAGGACCCUCUCGAGCCCCCUCUUCGACCUAGGGCAACGGACUUUGCAGAGGGAGCUACCCUCUUCUCUGAGCUAACCUCUGCACAACAGAGAGCUUUUUCUGCUGCCUUAGGCGACUACGAGAGUCACCGAAAGGAAUACCUUUACGAGACGAAGUUGCUAACGGCUGCUCGUACGGCGAUAACGGAAUCCUCUCAAGAAGAGGUCCUAGACGAGGAAACGGAAGAAGAAACCGACGUCGAAGCAGUCGAGGAUAACGCCGACUUCGAAGAAGAAGAGGAAGCUGCUAGAUCAGAUGAUCUAGACGAAGAAGGAGACUAUAGAAAAGCGAAGAAGUUGUCUAUAUGCGCCUUCCACCAGGCUUCCAACAGCCAGGAAAGGUUCUACGGCUUAGGAAAGCUCUAUACGGACUACGAAGAUCACCCCUUCUUUGGCAACAGCAUUUAA
Molecule: messenger RNA, 585 nt
Organism: Hirsutella rhossiliensis
Lineage: Eukaryota; Fungi; Ascomycota; Sordariomycetes; Hypocreales; Ophiocordycipitaceae
Exons: 3
Coding region: 1-585 (194 amino acids)
Source: RefSeq, a predicted model, not a curated record